AUGUCAAAGCAUGUAUUCCUCCUUGUUCUACUAUUUUAUGUAAUUGCAUUUGUCCAAGCGUCUGUGGGAGAUGAGCAACCUCUAUUUAACCAUUGCGUAGAUGAAUGCGUUCAAGCGUCCUGCCCAGCACCACUCAGUUUCUCGCUGCGACUACUCAAAUGGUCAUGCCCAGAAAACUGUAGAUAUGUCUGUAUGCAAGCAGUAACUGACAAAGCCAUCGAGGAAGGUUUACCCGUCUAUCAAUACUAUGGUAAAUGGCCAUUUUACAGAUGCCUAGGUAUUCAAGAGCCUGCAUCUGUGCUAUUUUCUAUUGGUAAUGGACUCGUACACGCAUACUAUUUCCGUCAAAUCCAAAAGCAGGUACCCUCAAGCUAUUUUCUCAAGGGAUUUAUGCUAUUGUAUACCAUCAUUGGUAUGAAUGCAUGGCUCUGGAGCACGAUAUUCCAUUCAAGAGAUACCAAAUUUACCGAGCUGAUGGACUACUUUUCAGCUGGGCUCCUGGUGCUAUACAGUCUCUAUUAUGCCAUUCUGAGAGUGUAUCGUUUGACACACAGCCUUAUUGUUCAGACAUUGGGCGUAUUAUUUAUCUGUUUGUUUGUCGCUCAUGUUGGAUAUCUUAUCAUUGUUACUUUUGAUUAUGUAUACAAUAUGUAUGCCAACGUUAUUAUAGGCGGUUGUCAGAUUGCUGUCUGGGUAGGAUGGUUUCUGAUGCAGACUGUUCAACAAACGCCAGCAAGGUCGUAUGCUCAUCUUGCAGUGAUAUCAGGUAUCGGGGUUUCCCUUGCCAUGUGCCUUGAACUGUUUGACUUUCCGCCUCUGUUUAGAGUGUUUGAUGCUCAUAGUCUAUGGCAUUUAUCGACCAUUCCACUCUCUAUUGUGUGGUAUAAGUUCUUGAUUCAAGAUACAAAAUAUGAGACAAACACAAAAUCCUACACAGCAGUGAAACUGCUACCUGCCUAA
Mucor velutinosus is the source of this 960-nucleotide messenger RNA. RefSeq lists its product as uncharacterized. NCBI's taxonomy places the organism in Eukaryota, Fungi, Mucoromycota, Mucoromycetes, Mucorales, Mucoraceae. Gene Ontology annotation, molecular function: hydrolase activity, acting on ester bonds. The record is from RefSeq and is a predicted model, not a curated record. The transcript has 2 exons. Bases 1 to 960 code for a protein of 319 amino acids. Gene Ontology annotation, cellular component: endoplasmic reticulum membrane. Gene Ontology annotation, biological process: GPI anchor biosynthetic process.